AUGACUCGUCGCCGUGUUAUACCGUGCAGCUCUCCGGCUGCCAGCUCCGUGGCGCAACAAUCGCGCGCUUCAGAGCCACGCACUGAGAGUCGCCCGAGCCACAAUGAAUUGUCGGCGGCGAUGCGCUGCUUGGGCAUAUCGCCUGCCUCGCUACGCAUCCCGAGAUCCGGCGAGAGUGACGACGAGAACGAGCUCUCUGUCUCAUCCGCCAAGAAGUUUUACACAAUCGUCACGUCCGAUCUCCUGAUUCCCGGCGACGGCGACCCCAUCCCUAAAGGCGCUAUUGUCAUUGAAUCCAAGACCAUCGUCUGGGUCGGCCCGCGCGACAGCGUCCCGGACUCGUACCGCCAGGCUAAGCACCGCUCCCAGCACGUGCCCUACAUGAUGCCCGGUCUCUGGGACGUCCACAUGCAUUUCUCCGCCGGCAGCGAGGACCCGGAGCAGAUGGCCAAGCUCAUGACGUACGGUCCCCUCGCCGAGCACCCGGCCACGCAGGGCGCGCGGCUCGGUCGGCAGUGCUGGCAGGCCCUCCAGAUGGGCUACACGUCGAUGCGCGACUGCGGCGGCCUGGGCUGCGAGCUGGCCGCGGCCAUCAACGACGGCGCCAUCCCCGGCCCCAACGUCUACAGCGCGGGCGCGUACAUCAGCCAGACGGCCGGCCACGGUGACCAGUUUAACAUGCCGCCCGGCGACGCCUUGCAGAGAUUUGGCGUCAACAACAUUCGCCCGGGCUUCUUUUGCGACCAGGCCGCCCUGCUCGCCGACGGAGCAGACGAGUGCCGCCGAGCUGUGCGCCUGCAGGUCCGUCGCGGCGCCAAGUGCAUCAAGAUCCUGGCGACGGGCGGCGUCAUGUCGCUGGACGACAACCCCGAGGACGCGCAGUUUUGUGACGACGAAAUGUUUGCGCUCGUCGACGAGGCGACGCGCAUGGGCCGCGCCGUGGCAGCGCACUGCCACGCCAAGGCCGGCAUCGUCGCUUCCAUCAAGGCCGGCGUCAGGACGAUUGAGCACGGCUCCUUUGCCGACGAGGAGUGCGUCGACCUGAUGAAGAAGCACGACAUCAUCUACGUGCCCACGCGCCGCGCCAUCACCUUUCUCCUCGAGAAUAGGGACAUCCUGCCGAAGAAGGUGCGCGACAAGCUGGAGCUGGUGGACGCGCGCCAGCUGGCGGCGUACAAGCUGGCCGUCGCCAAGGGCGUCACCAUUGCCAUGGGCACGGACACGUCGCCGUCGGAGAUUCAGGGCAUCGAGAUCCAGCACGGCGUCGAGGCGGGUCUGACGAACCUGCAGGCGCUGAAGGGGGCGACGGCGACGGCGCCGCUGACGCUCGGUCGCCAGGCGCCCAAGUCGGGACAGCUCAAGGUGGGCUACGACGCUGAUGUGCUGGGCCUGACGGAGAACCCAGCCGACAAUGUCAAGGUGCUGCAAAAGGGCGAGAACAUCAAAUGGGUGUGGAAAGGCGGUAAGCUGUUCAAGGGACCUGGUGUCGGACCAUGGGGCGAGGAGUGA
This is a messenger RNA of Akanthomyces muscarius, 1509 nucleotides long. RefSeq lists its product as uncharacterized. The transcript has a single exon. Gene Ontology annotation, molecular function: hydrolase activity, acting on carbon-nitrogen (but not peptide) bonds. The coding region runs from base 1 to 1509 and encodes 502 amino acids. Lineage: Eukaryota; Fungi; Ascomycota; Sordariomycetes; Hypocreales; Cordycipitaceae. The record is from RefSeq and is a predicted model, not a curated record.